Molecule: messenger RNA, 897 nt
Organism: Prorocentrum cordatum
Lineage: Eukaryota; Dinophyceae; Prorocentrales; Prorocentraceae
Source: the annotation of a GenBank genome assembly
AUGAGGGCGUGGCGUAUCUACGUGCUGGAUGCGGACCGCGGCGUGCUCUCCGAGUGGGUGCUGCACUCUGCUGGCCUGCCGGCGCCUGGCGCGGAGCCGCCGGCGGUGUGCCGCCCGCGCCGGUGCGCGCGCCGGGCGCUGGUGCUCACCGCCCGGCGCCUGCUGCUGUUCGACGCCCGCCCGGGGGGCUGGGUGCUCGCGGAGGACGCCCCGCUGUCCGGCGUCGUGGAGCUGGCCGUGCCGCCGCAGUCGCCGAAAUUGCUGGUGCUGCGGCAGCACGGCCUGCCGGACGCGGUGCUCAGCAUGCCCGCCGCCGCCCGCGCGCGGCUGCUGGCCAAGUUCCAGUCGGCGCUCGGCGCCCUCGGCGGGCUGCGGGUGCACCAGGAGGCGUCGCCCGUGGUGGCGCUGCUGGAUGAGCACCGCCAGCGGGCGGGCGCGCUCACCAGCGUCGGCGCCGGCGGCUUCGUGGUGCUGCCCUACGCGCCGGCCCUUCUGGACAUGUCUGGGGAGGACAUCCGCUUCUUCGGCGUCCUCGACCUCUGCGAGAGUGAUGGGUCGCCACAGCCUUCCUCGGCCUGGCAUAGGCACCUGGUGGCCCUCAAGGCCGAGGCCGCGGGCGUCGGCCUAUGGCUGCUCUGGUGCCCGCAGGCCCACUGCGGAGCCACCCCGGGGGCUCUGCGGUCGGCCUCCGUCCUGGAGGCUCGCGCGGUGGACGCGGAGGCGGACUCGCCCGAGGAGGCGAGGAGAGUCGGAGACGAGGAGCUCGCGCGCUUCUCCGUGCGCGGCGCGUCCGAGGGGCAGCCGCUGUGCGUGAUGCUGCAGGCCAGCGCGGUCCAGACGCGAGACGACUGGAUGGCGGUCCUGAGCGGCUGUCUUCCUCCCUUGAGGAUGCGCUAG